UUGUAUCUUCAGCCUCGGGUACUAUGUCCUGUUUUUGCCAGAUGUUGUUUUUAGCAUUGGUAAAACAAAGUGAAUCAUUCUUUUAUUUUAAAUGACAUCAUCCAAUAUGGUUUAAUAUAAUCCAAGUUUGACUCAAUGACUGAGGCUCCUGACCAGUGAUCGGGCAAUGUGAGAUAUUAUCUCUCAUCGAUAUCGAUCGGUUAUCGUAUUGCACGAGGAAGGACGACGAUAUGUCACCUAAUCAAUAUUUUGCCACACGGGGGAGACAGCCACACCGCAGGCCUGCGACCAUACCGAUUUCCACUGGUUUCUGCGUGUUCACUUCGACUGUGCAGCACUGACCUGGAAGACAAACGUGUUGUGUCCAUUAAUCAUGUGGAAGUUUAAUCUUUGAGCUCACAGCCCAGAGUUUCCUGCAGCUCCUCACUGAAUCGCUGCUGCUCUAUCAACAACUAAUCAAACAUGACUAAGUGUUUGUCUCCUCGCAAUAAGGGAAAUGCCGUUUUUCUUAACAUUUGGGAAAUGAUCUGUCAGAGGAGGAGUCACAUGACCCCAUAUCGCGCACAUUUCCUUCAGGCUCCAAGUUGAUCUACAGCUGAUUUCUGAGCUCACACACAGAGCCGAAGAUGGAGAUCUCUUUUGAGGGCAAACGAGCUCUGGUCACCGGAGCAGGAAAAGGGAUUGGCAGGGCCACGGCUCUGGCUCUGGCACGCUGUGGGGCAGAGGUCACGGCGGUCACACACACACAGGCUGACCUGGACAGUCUAACGCAGGAGUGUUCCUCCAUCACUCCGGUGUGUGUGGACCUGGAAGACUGGAAGGCCACAGAGACAGCGCUGCAGGACAUUGGUCCAAUCCAUCUGCUGGUGAACAGUGCUGCCCGUGUUAACCUGCAGCCAUUUCUGGAGGUCACACCUGACCAGUUUGACCAGUCAUUCAGUGUGAAUGUUAAAGCUGUGCUGCAUGUGUCUCAGAUUGUGGCUCGUGGUAUGAAGGCCAGAGGGUCGGGAGGCUCCAUUGUGAACGUGUCCAGCCAGGCAUCACGGCGUGCCCUCAGAAAUUAUGCUGUUUACUGUGCCACUAAAGGAGCUCUGGACAUGUUGACUAAAGUGAUGGCUCUGGAGCUGGGACCCCACCAGUGUUUUGUUCUGUGUUGUGAUCAGAUCCGUGUGAACAGUGUGAACCCCACAGUUGUGAUGUCUGAGAGGGGGCGUCUGACCUGGAGCGACCCCGAAAAAGCCAAGGUUAUGAUGGAUCGCAUUCCCCUGGGUCGCUUUGCAGAAGUAGAGGACGUGGUGAACAGUAUUCUGUUCCUCCUGAGCGAUAAGAGCAACAUGACUAACGGAGUCACUCUGCCAGUGGAUGGAGGCUUUCUGACAUGUUGACCAAUCGUAGCUUCACUUCACCGUGUCGCCCCCGUGCUCGCAACAACAAACAACAAUCAGUCUCGUCUGGUUUCGUCAUCAGCUCUGUUUUACUAAAAUAAAAAAUGCAUCUAUUGCACCAA
Molecule: messenger RNA, 1507 nt
Organism: Solea senegalensis (Senegalese sole)
Lineage: Eukaryota; Metazoa; Chordata; Actinopteri; Pleuronectiformes; Soleidae
Product: L-xylulose reductase-like
Exons: 8
Coding region: 627-1385 (252 amino acids)
Biological process (GO): xylulose metabolic process; glucose metabolic process
Molecular function (GO): carbonyl reductase (NADPH) activity; L-xylulose reductase (NADPH) activity
Source: RefSeq, a predicted model, not a curated record